CAACGGAGGAGCAGGAUGGAAAAGAAGCCGCUGCCUCGCCGCCGCUGUGCAGACAGGAAAAAAAAAAAAGAGCUGGACGAACCGCUCCUCUGCAUCAGAUUCAACCCGUCCCCUCCCCUGGUUCUUCCCAGCAUGGCAGACGGUCGGCAGCCAGAGGAGCACUGGAGCGAGAACGGCCAGGAGAACGGCCAGAACGGCUACUCCACCUACGGCUCGGCCUACCGGGAGAACGGGUACCACGGCGGGGCGGCCGCGCACCCCGGAACGACGGCAGUGGAUGACUCAGCCAAUUUGCCUCCCUCCCCUCCCCCCUCUCCAUCCGCUGAGCAGAUUGGGCCCGUGGCACAAGACAAAAUAGAGUUUGAGGAGGAGGAGAUUCCAGAGGACCGAGUGGCUCAUGAGCAGCCAGGAGAGUUGCUCUUAGAGCAGUCAGAUUAUCUAACAGAGCCCCAGGCUUUGGGCUGCCAGCAGGCCCAGACACCUGAGGCCCACAAUGGAGGAAGUCAUCAGUCACAAAGAGGAAUGGAGCACCAUCAGCCCCUGAGCGUGGCCCACCAGUCCAGGGAGAGGACCACCGAGAGAGCGUACCGCAGCCCGGAGAAGAGGUCGUCCCUCCCCAGGCCGGCGAAAUCUCUGACCCGCCACAUCCCCGCCGCCGAGCAGGAAGACGCUACCCCUUCCAGGCCAUCCUCCAUCCGAACCGAAUCUAGAGGGGACAGCAGGUCUGGGAGAGCCCCUAGUAUGGCAGGUACAGACUCGGCUCGCUCGCGGUCGGUUCGCAGCGGCGCCUCCACCCCGGGCUCGUCCGCCGUCACCCCCGGCACGCCCCCGAGCUACUCCUGCCGCACCCCCGGCUCGCGCACGCCGGGCAGCCACACGCCCAAGUCCUUCAGCGUCCUGCAGGAGAAGAAGGUGGCCGUCAUCCGGACCCCGCCCAAGUCGCCGUCCUCCGCCCAGAGGCAGCUGAAGGUGCUCAAUCAGCCUCUGCCCGACCUGAAGAAUGUAAAGUCCAAGAUCAACUCCACCACCAACCUGAAGCACCAGCCCAAAGGCGGACAGGUUCAAAUUUUAAGCGAGAAGCUGGACUUCAGUCAUGUUCAGUCAAAGUGCGGCUCCAAGGAUAAUCUGAAGCACACGCCCAAAGGAGGCAAUGUCAUGAUCCCGAGCGUUAAGCUGGAUUUCAGCCACGUCCAGGCUAAAUGUGGCUCCCUGGAUAAAAUCCAGCACAUGGCAGGCGGCGGGAACGUUCAAAUUCAGACCAAGAAAAUCGACUUGAGUCACGUGACGGCCAAAUGUGGCUCCAUGUCCAACAUCCGCCACAGACCAGGGGGAGGUCACGUGCGCAUCGAGAAUGUGAAGCUGGACUUUAAAGACAAGGCUCAAGCCAAGAUCGGCUCCCUGGACAAUGCCAGCCACACCCCCGGUGGAGGCAACAUCAUGAUCGAGAGCCACAAGCUGACCUUCAGGGAAUCGGCCAAAGCCCGGGUGGACCACGGGGCGGAGAUCGUCAUCACCCACUCCCCCGGGGUGGAGACGGGCGGCACGUCCCCCCGCCUGUCCUCCGCCGGCAGCAUCAACAUGCUGGAGUCGCCCCAGCUCUCCACGCUGGCCCAGGACGUCACCGCCGCGCUGGCCAAGCAGGGUUUAUGAGCUGUGAGAAACCCCCCACCCCACCCACCCACCACCCCCAAAACACACACACACACACACACACACACACAGUUCACACACUCUCCUCCCCAACAGGCUGUAGUUGAUCGACCGUCUUCGUCCAUCAGCAGUCCUUUAAAAAAAAAAAAACUGAAUUCUUCACAAAUCACU
This is a messenger RNA of Salarias fasciatus (jewelled blenny), 1821 nucleotides long. RefSeq names its product microtubule-associated protein tau. Gene Ontology annotation, cellular component: neuron projection. Bases 16 to 1650 code for a protein of 544 amino acids. The record is from RefSeq and is a predicted model, not a curated record. The transcript is spliced from 14 exons. Gene Ontology annotation, molecular function: microtubule binding. Gene Ontology annotation, biological process: microtubule cytoskeleton organization; neuron projection development. Lineage: Eukaryota; Metazoa; Chordata; Actinopteri; Blenniiformes; Blenniidae.